Messenger RNA from Pan troglodytes (chimpanzee), 1831 nucleotides. It is a transcript of the gene CT62, whose product is annotated as cancer/testis associated 62. The record is from RefSeq and is marked inferred. The transcript is spliced from 4 exons. Bases 514 to 924 code for a protein of 136 amino acids. Lineage: Eukaryota; Metazoa; Chordata; Mammalia; Primates; Hominidae.
GCGAGCGGAGAGCUCUGGCUCAGAGUUUGCGAUCCGAGAGCGGGAUCCGCGCUCCCUCGGUCCUUCCUCCCUCCCCUCUUGCGGCCUCCCGCUGUCAUCUGGAGCCGCUCCUGCCGCCCCCUGGCGGCGACCGCGGGAAGGGCCGGCCCCCAUCCGCACCCCCGACCCCCGAGGUCAACAACAGGAUGGUCCCUGGGUCCCAGGGGAAGAGACAUCACCCAGUAGGAGGGAGCACGGUCUAGACAGAGGCCACGAGGGCGGGAGGGGGCGAGAGUGGAGAGUGGCCCAGCUGGCCAGGGUCGUCUAAGUGAGAGGAAAAGGGAGAGGGCGGUUGAGACCAGGCCCUGAAUUCCGCGUUCAUCUUAUCCUGAGGUAUUUAGUGCCGAGUGUGGCCUUGGUGCUAGGAUUCAAAGAGGAAAGGAAGAAAACUUUCCAUUCUAAAAGAAACUCUACGUAUGGCGAAGAAGAUGAAAUAUAGUCAGAAAACCAUACCAGUAGGUGUUAAGUUGAUAAAUGAUGCAUACAACAUCCUAUAGAAGACUGUCACCACCCCACCUCACUGAUCAGCCCUCUGCCUACAGCCACACCCACAGAACAUUCAGCCAUUUCUCCUGUGGUUCCCAGCCUGCAGCACAGCGUCUGCACGUGGAACUCUGGAAUGCUGACCUACAGUCUGAGUUCCUGUGCCCUUGCCUGGGGCUGACUCUCUACUUGACCUGUAACCCACAACUGGGCAAGAGAAAAUUCUGCAGCCACAGCUCUGAGGACAUGAGCAAAAUGGUUUCCAGAUGGAAUGUCAAGGAUUCCCAUGAAGUGUCAGGGAGUCUUCAGGCCACGCUUCAGGUUAUCUCCUUCUCUUUCCCUUUUCUGCUUCACACUUGCUCUCAUCCUCUUUCUCACCCCAUAUCUGGUCAGAGGAGAUAGGAAGGUUCUUGUUACCUGGUACAAGACAACUUUUGGAAUCCCAGAUAUUCAGAUUAUUUCCCCUUUUCCUCUUUGCAAAUGAUAAUACUCACAGCCAAGAGGCAUCACCCGGAUCCGAGGCUGCUUCUCCUUAGGACAUGCAGACAGAAGGAGAAGGCGGGGCUGGCAGCCUCCAGUCCACAGCCUCCCUUUCUCCUCCCGGCGAUGAUUAACUAGGCCUAGACAAUGGAGAUCUACGGCAUACGCCCAGGGCCUCCUCUUCUCAAGCAUGGCUGAUCAGUCACUUUCCCGUCUAUCCUUCAUUUAUUGAAGCCAACUAUGAACGACUAAAGGAAGGAUGAGAAAAGUCACCCAAAGUCAAAGGGGACAGCGUGGGAGACUGUUCUAGACAGAAGGAAACACCUUUGCAAAGGCCCUGAGGAAGGCAGGGGACUCUCCAGGAGCAGAAGGGCUGUGUGGCUUCAGAAUCCACAAAAGAGAGCAGAUACAGGACACUGGCUGGAGCAGGCCCUGGAGCCCGCUGCUGUCCUGGAGGCCUUGGGGAGGCCCAGUGUUCCCAGGGUGGAAGAAGUAGGGGACAGCUUGACGUAGUGGCUGUUGAUCAGCUGAUAUGGAAGUACGUCAUCUUAUUAACAAUUGAGAAAGGAGUGCUGUGCAAUUCCAUUCAAUGCCAGUGAUGCUUAUGGCCGUUUUUAUGAGUUCUGUCAUUUUCAAAUGAGCAAGAGGAAGCCUCUAAGGGGGUUUAAGCAGGGACUGACGUAAUCAGAUCUGUGUUUUUCCAAAGGGAGAGGGAGAAAAAGAACAUUUCUUAUUUUUCAAAAAAGGUAAUGCAAAAGCAUCAUUCCACAAUUCUCUUGUAAUGAAAAAAAUAAAUGCAAACUUAAGCAAAUCCAUCAUUCUGAAAGAA